Molecule: messenger RNA, 1290 nt
Organism: Babesia ovata
Lineage: Eukaryota; Apicomplexa; Aconoidasida; Piroplasmida; Babesiidae
Product: zinc finger (CCCH type) motif-containing protein
Exons: 2
Coding region: 1-1290 (429 amino acids)
Biological process (GO): mRNA splicing, via spliceosome; regulation of mRNA splicing, via spliceosome
Cellular component (GO): nucleoplasm
Molecular function (GO): N6-methyladenosine-containing RNA reader activity; mRNA binding; metal ion binding
Source: RefSeq, a predicted model, not a curated record
AUGGAACAGUCGACGGGCAAAGCCCGUCGAGAGGGAGAAGAGGAUGCCGAAGCGCCGAAAGAGUACAGGUGCAACGUCCUCAUGAGUCUCGCCCUUAGCGUGGUGAAGCGCGAGAGUGAGAAGGCGGCGCUGCUCAAGUUGAAGGGUUAUGAACGCGCGGACAUAGAGAGGACGCGUGGGAAGCAUUCGGUUGUCUGUCGCCACUGGCUCAAGGGAAUGUGCAUGAAGGGAGAAUUCUGCGACUUCCUUCACCAGCUCGUAUACUCCCGAAUGCCGCCGUGCAGACUGUUCGAGAAGAACGGGUUCUGCAUUGACAACCAAAGGGGCAACUGUAUCUUUCAGCACAUUGUGGAGCAGCCAGACUCCGGACCAUCGCAAGAUCCACGGAUCAAGGAGGCCAUCGCAAACGGCAUCAACUUCGCAGAAAUAUCGCAUGAAACCGACCCAGAUGGAUUCGCCACCGCUUUUGUGCUUGCAAUCAGCACGGUUUUCCCGAAAAUAUCCGACCUGGCGAUCAUGGAGGAGGCCAUGCCCCCCUCGCCACAGCCACAGGACCUCGUGGAGCCGGUAAACGAAAAUGUUAACGCAGCUAUGGCGUCGACAAAUGCGUCAGACGUCGAGGCUAAUGAGGAUAGGCCUCUCAUCAGCGCGUCGAUACCGGGGCUGGUGAAAUUUGACGCAGCCGCGAUGCUAGAUGGCGAACGACGAUCGCAUGCAUUGUUCGACGUCAACAGCAACAACACGAAGUGCUUCAUGAUUAAGAGCAACAACAUGAUGAACAUAUACUUCUCCAUCUGCUACGGAAUAUGGGCGACGGGCAUAAACAACACUUUAAAACUCGUCAACGCUUUCCAAAAGUGCGAGCAUGUCAUACUGAUUUUUUCGGGAAACGAGAGCGGCGGGUUCCAGGGGUACGCAAAGAUGAUGACGUUGCCGAUACCAGGACUAUACCAGGGUAUCUGGGGAAGCUUUCAUUCCCGGCUGGGUGACAACUUCCGGGUGAAGUGGAUCAAGCAGUGCUCAGUGGAGUUCGAGGUGCUCAGGCAUGUCACCAACCAGUACAACCAAAAUCUGCCUCUCAAAAAAUCCAGGGAUGGAACAGAGCUACCACUGGACGUGGCAGAGACCAUAUGUAACACGCUAUACAACGCACCGGAGGACGACCUACUGAAAGGUACUCCAAUGGCCACGUGGGAACGCAUCGACCACGAGACAUAUUUCGAUGAGCUCAACAGCAAGAAUCUGCUAUAUACAACAUUCGGGUUGCCAUUCACGCCAAUCAAUAAGUAA